GUGUCGCAUGAAUUUCAAUUGAUAUGUUGCAUCUUCUGGGUGCUAGUAUAGCUGGUAGUCAAUUUUGUUGCAAAACGCCUGGUGGGAGCCUGUAUCUCAAAUCUUGCACGUGUUUCUUCUUCUCCCCUCCCCGUUCUAUCGUGCUUCGCUCCGAAUCCGUUCCGUUCCGUUCCGUUCCGUUCUCUCCACUUUGUACUUACGGCCUAAGCAACUUCUUUUACGCGACCCCACUCUUUCUCGAAUAUAAAAUCAUUUCGACGGGAUCAAAGGAGACUCCCAUAUCUCUCCUUUUAGUUACAAGUCCAUUCCUAAAUAAGAAGUACAAUUUAGAAGCUCGAACCAAUUCCAAUCCAAUCCGAUCCAAUCCUUUUCUUAUACGUCGAUCACAAAACAUAUACUAGGAAAAAGGAUUAAGACUCUGCGUGAGUGAUCAUCUGGAGGAGGAGGAGGAGGAGGCAGAACUUUCCCUCGACAUGUGCGGAUCGUCUUCGUACACUCUCUCUGAUCAUGUAACCAGAACCGCCACUCCGUGCCGCCGCUUCCUACCGAGCAAAGAACCGCCCUCGCCCCCGUUCCGCCUCGACCGACUGAAUAAUAUUGUUAUAUUUUUGCUCUUCUUCUGCUUCGUCUCCCUCCUCCUUCCUAAACGCUAGGCGUAGUUUGAUACACGAGAAAAAAAAAAUAUGGGUCUUAUCUCGCAGCAAUCUUCUGUCAGCAGCGCCGACUGGUCCCGGCUGGGGAUGUUGAGUGGCAGUGGAGGGAUAGAAGCUCCUAAGCCCUUGCCAAGAAACCAGCUGCAGAGGCCGCAGAUCUGGCCGCUGCUGCGGUGCCCGCGGUGUGACUCUACCAACACGAAAUUCUGCUACUACAACAACUACAGCCGGUCGCAGCCGCGGUACCUCUGCAAGGCGUGCCGGCGCCACUGGACCGAGGGGGGCACCCUCCGCAACGUCCCAGUCGGCGGCGGGCACAAAAACAAGCGCAACAAAGCAACUACUUCAAAAGCAGCUACUACUGCUACUGCUACUGCUACUGCCACCGCUGCUGCUGCUACCACUGCCACUACUGCUGCUGCUACUGCAAUAAACAGCAGUUCAAUGGACGAUCCCGCCACCGCCAUAUUUCCCGAAAUCCUACGCCGCGUACUCCUCCAUCCCCCGCUGCCGCCGCCGGUUGAGUCGGUCGAUUACAGCGUAAUGAGCACGUUGACGAGUUCGUUACAAUCCGAUCAAAUUGGCAAUAUUGCAGCAGAGCCAAAUACAACCGUGAGCUCGUACGGGAGCGCUCUGGCGCAGGUUUCGUUCUUCGGAUACUCCGACGAGGGUCUCGGCCCGAUGAGCAGCGCUUUGAAUGCAUGGCAUGUGGCGCCUCACAUGCAACCGCCUCUGGUGAGCUCCGGAGGUGGCGAGGCUGUCGCAGACGCCCUGGAGGCUUCUGCUGCUACUGCUAGCGGGCUUUGGAUGAGUGGAUGGCCGGACGAAGAGGUGUCGGGCUUAGCUGUUCCCGAACUCGACCUGCCUCUUACUAGUGAUGAUUUGUGACUACAAAGUUUAGCUCAGAUGAAGUGCGCACUGAUAAAAUAAUUAAACAUCAUUCAUCGCUUUUCAAAUGAAGAAAAUUAAUAACUAAGAACUAUUUUAUUAGUGUGUCCUAUUAAAGAUCUGACUAUAGAUUUACUGAAUCUGAUAGUGAUCAAAUUCAAUAAAUCUGAUCUGCUCGUAUCAAAAGCGGUUUUUAUCAAUACUGCUUUUCAUAAAGAAGGGAACAAAUGUAAGUUUGUUUGCUGGCAACUUGAUCUAAAGUGUUUGGAAAUACCCAGUGUUUCAAUACCUGGAGAGGGAUCAGAUUGUGUUGGAAUGUUGUUUGUUGGAGUGGUGCAUUAGCACCUUGUUUCUGUUUGGUUAGCUACAUGUACUUCAGGUUGUGGUGUCAAUGCUUUGUGGUGCUGCAUGUGAAUUGCUCUUGGACGCGUUAGUUGUAGUCCUUAAGAAAUUGGUGGUAAUUAGUUGUUUGAUCUAAGUUUCCUCUGUAAAGGUCAGUGUAACAUUUGCAAGUGUGAAACUUUUUUUUUUUUUUUUUGUAUAAAUGGAUAUGCAGCUCAUGUAC
This is a messenger RNA of Ananas comosus (pineapple), 2106 nucleotides long. Its product is annotated as dof zinc finger protein DOF5.3-like. Gene Ontology annotation, biological process: regulation of DNA-templated transcription. Gene Ontology annotation, molecular function: DNA-binding transcription factor activity; DNA binding. NCBI's taxonomy places the organism in Eukaryota, Viridiplantae, Streptophyta, Magnoliopsida, Poales, Bromeliaceae. The transcript has 2 exons. The record is from RefSeq and is a predicted model, not a curated record. Bases 684 to 1541 code for a protein of 285 amino acids.